Molecule: messenger RNA, 6572 nt
Organism: Lepisosteus oculatus (spotted gar)
Lineage: Eukaryota; Metazoa; Chordata; Actinopteri; Semionotiformes; Lepisosteidae
Product: copine-5
Biological process (GO): cellular response to calcium ion
Cellular component (GO): plasma membrane
Molecular function (GO): calcium-dependent phospholipid binding
Source: RefSeq, a predicted model, not a curated record
ACGGCACGGGGAGGGCGCUUCCCUCCGCUGUACUCGAUAAGCAGAAUGGUUUAUCAAAUGUAAAUUCACGUCAAGCACGGCUGGAACGGAAGAGAAGUUGGACCCCAAACAGAUUGAUUGUAAAGCGUGACAACAAGUGCACAGCUGUCCUAACUGGCGAGACUCCACAGCAUUUAGCAGUAUGCGCGAAAGGGCGGAGUUCCCCAGUUUUUAGUCCCUGGGCUGUUGGUUACUGGAAGAAAGCUCGCCUCGGAAGAAGACGGUGAAGUACUUGGCGCCGAGAGAGCGGGUUACUGAUCCCACGCAGUAAACAGUUGCUCGCAGUCGACAAAGGCACAGUGCUCACUUCGUUUCUUGGGCGCCCCAUAUCAUUUCACACGCCACCCAAUUUUGACAAGGACCACAGCGGCUAUUCUGGGGGGUGGGGUGGGGGUGCGUUAUCUCUUUCUCUUUUUCGGUAAAGAAAGAAGGCUGACGUGCUUUUUUGUGACAUUUUUGUGGACCUGGUUGUGGGAGUACUAGGGGACGAGGCUGUGCGAAUCACGGAGCUGCCCUGAACCCCAGGCGCUCAUGGAGGGAGACGUUAUGGACAAACUGGGGGACAUGGCUUCGAUGAGUGAAUUCGACCCCAUUACGGGCAACAUCCCCGCCACCAAAGUGGAGAUCACGGUAUCCUGUAGGAAUCUGUUAGAUAAAGACACCUUCUCCAAAUCCGACCCACUGUGUGUCCUGUACAUUCAAGGAAUUGAAACCAAACAAUGGAGAGAGUUUGGAAGAACAGAAGUGAUUGACAACACGUUAAACCCCGACUUUGUCAGAAAAUACAUCCUUGACUACUUCUUUGAGGAAAAGCAGAAUCUGCGCUUCGACUUGUAUGAUGUGGAUUCCAAAAGCCCUGAUCUGUCUAAGCAUCCUUCUGAAUUCAACGACUUCCUCGGCCAGGCCUUCUGCACGCUCGGAGAGAUUGUAGGAUCUCCUGGCAGCCGGCUGGAGAAGCCACUGAGUGGAAUUCCUGGAAAGAAGUGUGGCAUCAUCAUUUUAUCUGCUGAAGAACUGGGAAACUGCAGAGAUAGUGCCACUAUGCAGUUCUGCGCCAACAAACUGGACAAGAAGGACUUCUUUGGCAAAUCAGACCCUUUCAUGGUGUUUUACAGAAGCAACGAAGAUGGAACGUUUACAAUCUGUCACAAAACGGAGGUGGUGAAAAACACACUGAAUCCUGUUUGGCAGGCGUUCUCCAUCCCUGUCCGAGCACUGUGCAAUGGGGACUAUGACAGAACAAUCAAGGUGGAGGUGUACGACUGGGACAGGGAUGGCAGCCACGACUUCAUUGGGGAAUUCACCACCAGCUACCGAGAACUGGCCCGGGGACAGAGCCAGUUCAAUGUCUACGAGGUGGUGAAUCCCAAAAAGAAAAUGAAGAAAAAGAAAUACAUUAAUUCAGGAACGGUUACACUGCUGUCAUUCACGGUGGAAUCUGAAUACACCUUCCUCGAUUACAUUAAAGGAGGAACUCAGAUCAAUUUUACCGUGGCCAUUGACUUCACCGCCUCCAAUGGUAACCCUUCUCAGUCCACCUCGCUGCACUACAUGAAUCCCUACCAGAUGAACGCCUACGCUAUGGCCCUGAAAGCAGUGGGGGAGAUCAUCCAGGACUACGACAGCGACAAGAUGUUCCCCGCGCUGGGCUUCGGUGCCAAACUUCCUCCUGACGGACGGGUGUCUCACGAGUUCCCCCUGAAUGGCAACAUUGAAAACCCAUAUUGUAAUGGAAUAGAAGGGAUAUUAGAAGCUUAUCACCAGAGUCUGAAAACUGUUCAGCUCUAUGGACCGACCAACUUUGCACCUGUUGUCAAUCACGUGGCAAGAUAUGCAGCUGCAGUGCAGGAUGGAUCGCAGUACUUUGUGCUCCUAAUUAUCACGGAUGGCGUCAUAUCAGAUAUGGCUCAAACAAAGGAAGCCAUUGUUAACGCUGCUAAACUUCCAAUGUCUAUCAUUAUUGUUGGAGUGGGACAGGCUGAGUUUGAUGCCAUGGUGGAGCUGGAUGGGGAUGACAUCCGAAUAUCUUCCCGAGGGAAACUGGCUGAGCGUGAUAUCGUUCAGUUUGUUCCGUUUCGAGACUACAUGGACCGGACCGGGAAUCACGUGCUCAGCAUGGCGCGACUGGCGAAAGAUGUACUGGCUGAGAUCCCAGAUCAGUUCAUCUCCUACAUGAAGUCGCGAGGCAUCAAGCCCAACCCAGCCCCGCCUCCCUACACGCCCCCCGGACACACCCUUCACACCCAGAUCUGAUUGGAGCACCAGCGGAAGGGGAGGGGCUGUAGGGAGGAGUGGGGUGUCAUUGAAGUCCAGAGCUCCGGGAGCAUCCGGGAAAGUUCCGUACGACUUGCCAGUGGAAUUCCCGAGAAAGUAGGAAGCACAUUGCUUGCGGUUUUGUUUUUUGGCGAUAAGAAACAAAAAGACUUCUUACCUUGGAUGAACGGAACAUUCUGGAAAAACAACAGGACACAGGGGUUUUCUUUUUUCCUUUUAGAAGCUGUGAAAGGGGUCAGAGAAGGAAAUCACAGAGAGAUGGGUAAUUUUUUUUUCCAGCAGAGAGUAUGGAGGCGAGAGUGAGGAGAGCAGGAAGGACAGUGUCAACAGUGUAAAAUUCGUGCCUGUCUGAAAUUGUGGUUGUCUAACUAACUGUUCUGGACAGUCCGCAUUGUUUUUUUGCUUGUCAGAAGUGCUCACCUAUAGCAGAGUAGAGUCUGGGCACAUGGGUGUGACGUUUGUAAAUACCUUUCUGAAUGGCGUACUUCGGUUUAUGACGUUUCCACAAAAUAAUUUAUAGAGUUUUAACUAUUUAUACAGGGGGAAAGGUGUAACAUCCUUGUAGUUACCUCUUUUAGUUAAUGGUUUGUUUUGUAAGGUUAUUCAUCCACUAGUGACUUUCCUUAUAAAAUGCAUGGUCAUGGGGUACAAUUACACAACUAGGAAAUACUGCAUUACAAGAAGAUUUACCCAUCUCCCCUUCUCAUGUAAUAAAUAACACAAAUAUUCUCAAAUAAAGCCUAGCCUUUGUUUUUAAAGGGAAGUAAAAGCACAGGUCGAUAAUAAUAAAUAGCAUCAAAGCUUAUAAAAAAAAUACAUUUUACAAAACUGGUUUGUAACAAAACUCUUCCAAGCAGAGAAUUUCUCCCCUUUAAUUGAAGUACAGUACAUUCCUGCAGCAGUUAUUCUCUGUGCCUGUGACAGGAUUUUUACUCCCUGUGCUCUUUCAGUGUAUAGCUACCCUGCUGGAAAAAGAUCAAAGGAAUCUGUAGGUACACAGGCACCAUUUUUCCUCUCACCCGCUGGCCUGUCGCUGCAGAUACCUGAGCACAAUUUGUUUCACCUUUUCCAAUGAUUAGAAGUCGCUCUCUCGGAGUCUCUACAGUCACUUUCACCCUUUAAGGCUCCCGGUCUUGUGUAAGGCUGUCACACUGCGCCCUCACUGGAGCAGAUAUACAAUUCCCUUAACCUUCCCAUGAAUGAGCAUUCUGUGUUGAACAAGCAGCACAUCGAAAACUAUGACAAAUGGGACAGGAGGAGGGUCUGAGUAUCAAAAUUCAUCUGCAAAGGAAAGAAAAAACGUUACUCAGGGUUUCAUAGGGAGUGAGGGGAUCUUUUCAAUAAGCUAAAUUAGUUCUCGAGAUAAGCCAUGAUCAACUCCAGACCUUUUGUGUCACACUGGAAAUUCACUGGACGACUCAGUAAAGCCAGGUGGAGAUACAGGAAAGUGUCUUUCUCUUGGUCACCAGUCAGUCUGUCUCUCCCUAUCUCCUCUUAUUUAUCAACCCUGCCGGGCAUAGCAUUUUAUUGUCACUUUCAGAAAUCAAUUAAACAGCCGCGCUCCUUCGAACAUCAGCCGUUUCUCAUGCCUGUGAAUCAGAGUGUAAAAGAAAACAGCAGAUGGAUAUGUUCCUUCUUGGCACAUUUUUUUCUUCUGUUUUGGUAAUUAAUUGAUUUUAUUUUCUAAUUCAACUCAACACUUAUUUUUAAUGCAUUGAGUUAUUAAGGUGUGAUUAUUACCACAAAAUAAAUAUGGCUAAAUGCAGUGAGACAGCCUUCUGGCCGCUGAUUAAGGGUUCAUAGUCAAGUCUUGCUGCUGUUGUUUCUUGUCUGCUAAUUGUGCUUUAACCCAGUAAAGUGAAUUAAAGCCUUGUGAAAUCACUGGAAAGCUCAUACAGGUAUGCUGAACCACAGUAAAACCUGGCAAAACCUGAACCUUCACAGAAACCUGAUGGAAGUAUAUUAAAGCUGCAGAAAUCCUGUUUUAAUUUGUCAUGGUAGACUGAAGUCAUGAAGGGCACUGCCAAAUAGGGGUCACAGAAUUUUGCUUGUUACAUCACUUAUGAAGCAUUGAAAUGCUGUGUACUGAGUAAUGUAGGGUGAGAGAACAGUGUUAUAAGGGCAGUGCUGUACAAGUCGUCAGGUUGUGCAUACACCAAAAGCAGAUCGCCUUUUUUAAAUAGCAGUUACCACUAUAAUAUGUUAUUUUCAUAGAACAUGAUUCUUUAACACUAAUAAACCGUCCUGUAUACGUAUAAUGGUUCACAUGCUGUAUUGCAAAUCCAGCCCCUGCACUACUUUUCUGCCGAGAUUCCUUCCAGCUGAGACGCACUGCUGAAGCAGGAAUGUGCAGUUGCUCAUUAUUCUUUCUAGAACACUUACAAACCUGAUGCAGCCUUUGAAGAGCAAAGGCCUCCUGUUGAGCUGUGUUUGUCACUGCGAGCUCUCAGGCACUGCCUGAAGUGUCAGUACCCCCUACCACCAAUGUGAAAAAAGCUUAACGCUGGCAAAAUAUCUGAUGGAAACAGGCCUGUUGGUGAUGGACUGUAAAGACAGAAAUUAUCCUCACUUUGUUGUGGAUUUAUCCAGAUGACAUGGGAGCAAACUGAUUCCCAUACACAGUCAGAAAACGACUUAAAAUUAGUCUCGGAUACAUCAAAAUAACUGGAUGGAAACAAGCUCAGGACUUUUUUGUGUUUGUUCUUCAUAGUAUUAAUGCAUAGGAUUAAAAGUACACUCAUAGUGUUCAGUAUUAUAGAUUUUAAUCAGAGGUGAUGGUCUAAGGGCUGGACUUUGUGACACACUGGUGCUGCAUUAGUGAGGAAUGGUGGUGUGCUUUACUGCCUGGAGGGCUGACAGGCAGAAUGUUUUGCAAGACCCUUCUAUAAAAAUACCAUUUUAUUUCAAAAGCCAGACCUACCAAUGCAGGGCCUGAGCUGCCUUCUAUAGUAGUUGAGUAGGUGACACAAUCCCAUGCAGAAACAGGAGCAGGCAUGAACACCACAGGCCUUGUGCAUGACAGGAGAUCUGAAUGCAGAUUCCAACCAUGUAAUUGGCAGUAGCCAUAUAUCUCCAGAUUUGCUUAUUAAAUGCUUUGGCUGACACUUUACCCAAAGCAACAUACAAAGGUUGCAAGUAUGUUGUUUAUUUACGUAUUUGCAUACUAAUUCAUCCAGACAGAUUGGCAGAAACAAUUUAGGACAGUGCCUUGCUCAAGAGUACAGCAUCAAUGUCCCCAUCAGGGAUAGGAACCCAUUUGCUGCUGAGCAGGAGGUCAGAGUACUCAGUCUGUUUCCAGGCGACUCAUUGGAAAUCAGGUAUAGGAGAAUCACUGGACACUUAAAUCUAUACAGCAUGUUGUAUCACACAUCUCCUUUCAUCAGCAUCAACCAUAACGAUUUUGGAAGUUAUCAUGUGCAGCAGCUAGAGAUGCCAACUCCAUGGGUGCUAUCAUUUCGUCAAACUAUUCUUAUAGCAGGGAUGAAUGUAUUUUUUACUUUGUUUUUGAGAGAUUACCGAGUAAUACCUAGCCAAAUAACUGUUAUAUUUUGUCUGAAACCCGGUAGUAAAUUUAACUGCUUGUAAGUGCAUUAUGAUUCACUUAGUUAAUUGAAUUUGCUAGUUUGUAAUGACCUGUCAUAAUUAAAUCAGAAGGAACUGAUGAUUCCCCUGUCUGCACAGGGUUGGCUCUGCCAGCGAGUAUACUUAAAAUGAAAUGUUUCUUUCCCAAAUGGAUACAUUCCCAUCUGCACUUUAAUGGACUCCUGAUAGUAUCUUGCAAUCGUUUCGUUCUGUACCGGAGCAAAACCUAAGAAAGGUCGGACAUUUCAUCAAAAGCGGACAUCACCAUUGAGGUGGCUCACCUUUAAUGAUGAGUAGGAAAACAUUUUUUGCGAAAAUUAUGUUGCAAAAGGUAGAAAGUUAAAGUUUUUCAAUGAAGGUGGAAUGUGUGUUUAUGGAGAAUGGAUUUGAGGGAUGGUAUCAUGAUAGAAAGAUUUCAGAAGUGUGAUCUGCCACCAGGAGCCUUCUAUUGGAAAAUGAUGAACUCGCUAAACAAGUAUAAUUUGGUGCCUGUGACUGCAGUAAUAUGACACCUACACAUGUACAGUCCCCACAUCUUAGCAACAUGACACACCCCUUCUAGAAAUCCCUUUAUUCUUUGAAACAGGUGUGAUUUACAUAGUAAGAUCAGAUCACUUUAUUAGCCAUAUUAAGUUUCUUGCAUUAGGAAUUCAUCUUUUCACAUACCCCAGCUUGCU